Molecule: messenger RNA, 1652 nt
Organism: Medioppia subpectinata
Lineage: Eukaryota; Metazoa; Arthropoda; Arachnida; Sarcoptiformes; Oppiidae
Source: the annotation of a GenBank genome assembly
AGUUAUAAACAUUAAUGGUAAGUUAAUAAAUGUGAUAACAUAAUAGAUAACAUAACUUUAUAAACAAAUAAAAUACAUUUCAAAUAUACAGUAAUAACAAAAUGACAGCAAAUAUUAUAAUUAAGACUACAUCGGGAAGAGUGAGGGGUCGAGUGGUUGUGGCGCUCAACACAACUCUAUACCAAUUUCAAGGCAUACCAUACGCUGAGCCACCCAUCGGUGCCAAAAGGUUUGCUAAACCCAAACCCAUUCAAAAGCCACGAAAUGGUAUAUUAGACGCCACAAAACCGGGUAAUUCGUGCAUGCAAAAAGUGUCAUCAUGGACUAUUGUUCCCAUCACUCAGAGUGAAGACAGUCUUGUGCUAAAUAUAUGGACACCAACUCUAAACACAGAUAACACAACGAAUCAGGCACUCAAACCAGUUAUGUUUUGGAUAUACGGCGGCGGACUUACAAUAGGGACAAUUGACAUGUACAACGGCGGACCACUGGCCGCACACGAUGUGGUGUUUGUGGCCCCGAACUACAGGUUAGGACAGUUUGGAUUUCUAUACGGGGAUCGGGAGGACGCGCCCGGAAAUGUGGGACUUUAUGACCAGUUAUUGGCAUUAAAAUGGGUUAGAGAAAACAUACAUUUGUUUGGCGGAGAUAGAGAUCAGAUCACCAUUUUUGGUGAGAGUGCCGGCGCGUGGUCUGUGUCCGCACACUUGUUGUCACAGUUAAGUAAAGGCCUAUUCAAGAGGGCUAUUAUGCAAAGCGGCGCUCAUAUGUAUAAUAAGGACAGGGAUGUGAUCAGUAAAGCUGAAGCCUUAGCCGAUGGAAAACGUAUCGCCAAAGAGUUGGGUUGGAGUGAAGACAUGGAUUGGAUUCAGUUUUUAAGGACAGUUGAGGCCAAAGAUUUGGUAAAAAUGGUGAACUAUAACACAUAUCCGGUUUUGGGCACAGAAUUCCUACCACUUUCUGCUCAAAAUGCGUUUAAUGAGAAUAAAAUUUUUAACGACAUCGAUCUAAUGGCGGGCAUCACCAGCACUGAAGGCUCUUCACUAUCUAAACCAUUCUUACCGCCAGACAAAGAGGUAUUUACUUUGGAUGACUUCGUUGUGGCGGUUAAGUCAACGGACGACAUGUUUCACAACAUAGAUGUUCAGAAAGUGAUGGACUAUUACCUGAAAGGUGUGGACACGAGUAGUACACCGGCUCUGAAGCGAGCGUUUUAUGAAUUUGUCGGCGAUUUAUGGGUAAAAUACCCGACAUAUUUAUUCGCCCGACAAAUGGCCACAAUUGUUGGCAAUCGGCAUAACAUAUACUUCUAUGAACUGACUCAUCAAAACCAGUUCUUUGCCAAAGUUUUUAAGUGCGAUAUCGAGGGGUCGACUGCCGGACACAUAAUGGACAUACCUUUCGUGUUCGGCAUGCCUUUCGUUGACCACUGGGCCCACGCCUUUGAUGAAACCGAUCGCCAGUUUAGUCGUGAUGUGAUGCGGAUGUGGACUAACUUUGCGAAAUACGGCAAACCGGACGACAAAUGGCCGCAACUGUUGAGUGAUCCGAAUGUACCGAAAGUGAAGGAUUUAAACCCCGACCCAAACCGACCCCCACUUCACGACCCGUACAUUUAUUUAUAUAACAAAGUUUGGAAAUCAUAUUUUUAA